AUGCAAGCCACGGUUCCCAUGCCCGUCGCUUAUCCUCCUCCCAUGUACCAACAGCCUAUGCAGCCCAUGCAGCCUAUGCAGCCCAUGCAACCCAUGCAGCCUAUGCAACCCAUGCAGCCUAUGCAACCUAUGCAACCUGUUAGAACAGCCCGAACCCGAACGACACGUACCAUGCAGCCUAUUCAGCCUAUUCAGCCCAUUCAACCUGCCCAGCCUGUCCAGCCUGUCCAGCCUGUCCAACCUGUCCAGUCCGCUCAGCCCGCUCAGCCUGUUCAGCCCACUCAGCCUGUUCAGCCCACUCAGCCCACUGUGGAGACGAAAGUGACGAUGGAGCCGGUGCAGCAAGCUACGGUGAAUAUGGAUGCGGGAAUGGACUCGGAUAUUUCGGGAGAUGAAUGGCUGGAUGCUGGGGAUAUGGAGUCAUCGAAUUAAAUAAUAUAUUACUUAAUCAAUUAAAUAUUGUU
Blastocystis hominis is the source of this 464-nucleotide messenger RNA. RefSeq lists its product as hypothetical. NCBI's taxonomy places the organism in Eukaryota, Bigyra, Opalinata, Blastocystidae. The transcript has 2 exons. The coding region runs from base 1 to 432 and encodes 143 amino acids. The record is from RefSeq and is a predicted model, not a curated record.